This is a messenger RNA of Yamadazyma jaroonii, 927 nucleotides long. Lineage: Eukaryota; Fungi; Ascomycota; Pichiomycetes; Serinales; Debaryomycetaceae. The record is from the annotation of a GenBank genome assembly.
AUGAAUAAAAGAUCAAACUUACCUUAUACCACACAAGAUUUAUUUGCCCAACCCCCACCGACUCCAGGAUCUUCAAGAACAAGACCUGGAUCUAUUUCGGGAUCCAUUGGAUCAAAUGCUUCCAAUGGACAUUAUGAAGCCCCAAGUUUCGCCAAUUCUAAUACGUCAACCUUACGUUCACUUCAAAAGAUGUUAAAGAGAGUUUUCAAACCAACAACUUUAGAUUUUGAAACAGCUAUGUGGGAAAUAUUCAAUUUGAUCAUAAAUCCCAAGAAAAUGUAUAGAUCACAAUAUUAUUAUAAACAGUAUCAAAAUGGUAAAACUAGUUUUGCUAGAGAUGAUCCUUCAUUUAUCAUAUUAUUAACAACCUUCUUAUCAAUGAGUGCAAUUGCUUGGGGUUUAGCUUAUUCUCCUCAUAUCCUAGAUAUUUUCAAACUUAUAAUUUAUAUGGUAUUUGUGGAUUUUUAUAUCACCGGAGUUAUAAUCUCAACUAUAAGUUGGUUAGUUACCAAUAGAAUUUUCAAUAAAACUUGGGGUGCUAACAGAUAUAAUGUCAAUUAUAUUGAAUGGGGAUUUUGUUUUGACAUUCAUUGUAAUUCAUUCUUAAUUAUUUGGUGUCUUUUAUAUUUGGUUCAAUUUUUCUUAUUACCAUUAAUAACGAUAAAGAAUUCAUUCUUUUCAUUAUUAUUAGGGAACACCCUUUAUUUCGUUUCCAUUGGUUAUUACUUCGUCAUAACAUUUUAUGGAUUUAAUUCAUUAACCAUAGUAAAUCAACCUACAACUACUAAAGUAUGGGAUAAUCCAAGUAGAUUAUUACAAGUGAUAAUAAUCGCCGGUAUUUUACCAAUAUUAGCAUUAAUCUGGAUAAUAACGUUAAUAGCUAGAGUUAAUGUGGCAUAUUUUAUGAUCGAUACUUAUUUCAACUAG